This is a messenger RNA of Pleurotus ostreatus (oyster mushroom), 255 nucleotides long. RefSeq lists its product as uncharacterized. NCBI's taxonomy places the organism in Eukaryota, Fungi, Basidiomycota, Agaricomycetes, Agaricales, Pleurotaceae. The coding region runs from base 1 to 255 and encodes 84 amino acids. The transcript is spliced from 4 exons. The record is from RefSeq and is a predicted model, not a curated record.
AUGUGCAAUUACGAGACCGAAGGGACGAAAUACGGCUGUGGCCACUACAAAGUCACAAGGAAACUGACCAAACGGGACUGCGGAAAUCGCUACUGCAAGUUCUCGUCUCGACACGCGAGACCAUGUCCACACUGCCCGACUUGCGAACAAUAUCUUGGUCCGGACUUCAAAGAGAAUGUCGUAGAAGUCAGACAAGAGUACUGCACGACCUGCCACUACUGGUACGAGGGCGAGGGUGCUCGUCCUCGCCGGUAG